Molecule: messenger RNA, 681 nt
Organism: Nicotiana tabacum (common tobacco)
Lineage: Eukaryota; Viridiplantae; Streptophyta; Magnoliopsida; Solanales; Solanaceae
Source: RefSeq, a predicted model, not a curated record
AUGGUAAGUACUUUCCUCCAAGCUCAAGAAUCAGACUACUUCCAAAACAUGAUGUCAGCCAUAGGAAAGCCUUUUACGGAAGCGAUUAAGAUUGGGGAGAUGGUGGAGAAUGAAAGAACCCCGCAACAUUAUUUCCCCCACCAAGAUGUGACCUAUGCUCCUCAGCCCUACAUGGUCAUGAAUACCCAGCCUUACGUCCAGCCGCCGCAGCAAGCCAAUUGGGGCCAAGCUCCACCUCCUAGAAGUCAGCCUCCUUACCGAAACCGCUACAAUCCUCGGCCUUCCCAGAAUAACUUUCGUCCUCGGGAACCACCCAGGAGACCCAACUAUACACCAAUCGAAAGGAAGCCCAAGGCAACCCCGAAGCAAGAAAAAGGGAAAGUUAAUGUAUCCAAGCAGGCCUAUAUGGUAUGGGGGACAAUCAAACCACCUCGGUUGAAUGAGCCAGUGGUUAUUGGACACAUACCACAGAAGACAAAGUACAGUGAAGAGGAAGAUGAUGAGGUGUUCACGGUUGAAGAAAGUGAGGGAAUAUGUGAGGCGAUGAGGAAAAUGCUAUGCGAAACACACAUGGUUCAGCCAGGAGAGGGCACUAGCACCGCUGAGGUAUCAUACAUGGGACCCAGCGCCAAGCUUCAAAACUGGAAGGCUACGCCAUUCCUGAUCAAGCGGAAGUCCUAG